AUGCCGGGGACAGUGGCAGACGGACCUACGGUCUCCAUGUCUUUUGCCAACAAUUUUUGGGGCAAAGAUGAUGCAGGACUUCAACCAAUGUUGGACCGUGUGCAUGGUUCAAAGAUCACCAACGACGAAUUGAAGGUUUUCUACAGCAUUCGAGCCUCUAUCGAAGAUGAAUACGCGCGCAAACUCCAGGCUCUGUGUCGCAAGAGCCUGGGAUCAUGUGAGGCAGGUUCGCUCCGAGCCUCACUCGACGUGGUUCGCGGUGAGACUGAAGCGAUCGCUAAGGCACAUUCAGCGAUAGCGGGACAAAUGAAGACCGAAUUGGAGGAACCACUUGCUGCGUUUGCGAGUGGUAUUAAGGAGCGACGAAAGAUCAUUCAACAGUGCAUUGAGCGCUUACACAAGACCAAAAUGCAACAGACACAGCUUGUCAACAAGACGCGUGAUCGUUACGAGCAGGACUGUCUCCGCAUCAAAGGAUACCUCGCGCAGGGCCACAUGGUCAUGGGCCAGGAAGAGCGCAAGAAUAAGGCCAAGCUGGAGAAGACCCAGAUCCAGCUGGCAUCAAAUAGCCAGGAAUACGAAGCGGCCGUCAAACAACUCGAGGAGACAACCGGACGCUGGAAUAAGGAAUGGAAGUCAGCAUGUGACAAAUUUCAAGAUUUGGAAGAGGAGCGUCUGGACUUCACAAAGAGCAGUUUGUGGACCUACGCGAACAUUGCUUCAACUGUUUGUGUUAGCGACGAUGCCUCAUGCGAAAAGGUCCGUCUCUCUCUGGAGAACUGCGAAGUGGAGAAGGAUAUUAUUGCCUUUAUCAAGGACCGAGGAACUGGCCAGGAGAUCCCGGACCCCCCCCGAUUCAUCAACUUUUGCAAGGAUGAGGACUCAAGCUCUGAGAUAGAUGAAGCCGAAGGCUACUCGGUAGCCCAGUUCCAGCGCACCAUGAAUCCUGCAUUCCGAACAUCUUCUCCGCAACCCUCAACAUUCGACUCACACCAUGACCCACAGUCGGAGCUCGCGGCUCAGAUGGGACAUCCUGCUCCUGCAGUUAACAAUGCACCGCCGCCUCAGAAACAGCAACCGCCACCAUCACAGCAGCAGCAGCCAUUCAUGCAACCUCAGCCUCUCAUGCAACAGCAGCCUCUCAUGCAACAACAACAACAACAACAACAACAACAACCUCCACCCUUGCAGCAGCAGCCAUUUAUGCAGCAGCAGCCUGUCCUGCAACAGCAACCGCCACCAUUACAGCAGCAGCCAUUUAUGCAACAGCAACCACCACUACAGCCACAACCUCAGCAACCUGCGCCUCUAGACUUCCGCCGUGGCGGUGCGCCGCCUCCGAACUAUGACCCCGAGCAGCAUGGAGAGAUUGGUGCUGUUCCCCACAACGCAUAUCCCACAGAUGGUAUGACCAUGUUCUGUCGUGCCGGACCACCCUCAGAGCGAAGCUCGGCGACCAGCGCGUAUCGCCCAUCUAGCCGUGACUCUCAGAGCGAAGUCUCGAACCCAACCUCUAUUUCUAGUGUUGAGGAAACACCUACAAAGAAAUCUGUCGUAAAGCCAACCACCGGUGCGCCAAUGCCAAUUUCUGGAGAUGACAAAUCACCGAAAAAGAAGAGCGCUUUCUUUAGCAACAGCCCCUUCCGUCGCAAGAGUCGUCAUGAUAAAGAAAGGCCUAUCAUUUCUACACAACAGGUCACCUCUCCACAGGCGGUUGUUUCGUCCCAGCCCGUGUCUCGUGGUGGUUGGGACUCGCCGACAAAGCAGAUCAGUCCGACGAAGCAAAUGAGCCCUCCUAAGCAAGUGAGCCCACCCAAACAAGUUGUCAGUCCGCCUAAGCAAAUAAGCCCGCCCAAGCAAGUUAGUCCACCCAAGCAGGCUAGCCCAGUCAAACAAGUCAGCCCAGUUAGGCCCCCAGCAGCCCCUCCAGCGGGCCCUCCAGCUCGUGUUUCUGGCAGCCCGGAGCCUGUUGAUCCUCGAGCCAACUUCCAACUCAAUGUCGGCAACAAUGUUUUUGACGUUGCAUCCCCAGAAAAGAGCUCACCCAACAAAGGAUCACAGCCAAACCAGGCGUCUGAAGAUGACUUGGACCCUAUCGCGCGGGCUCUGGCGGACCUCAAGACAAGCGGGAAGCAGUCAGCCACUCGGGUCUCGGCAGAUAGAUAUCAUGGCAUCUCCACGCCUACUCCGUCAGCACAAUCUUCUACUUACGGUGGCAGUAAUGUUAGCGUUGCUGCUCCGCCACCUGCAUACAAUGAUCCCGCAGCCAAGCGACUCGGCGCACCUCAGCCAGCCUUCACGGCAAAGCAAAUGCACAAGACAACUCAGAAGUACACUGGUCAAACUCAGAGCAUGCUUCGAGGACAAAACAGCAGCAUGGGGUCUAGACAUGGCGGUCAAACUCAAGAAGCCCCCCGGGCUAGAUCCCCAGCACCAGCACCAAGACGCAGCGUCAGCCCUCAGGUUGCUUCUCCCCGUGUGGAUACUCGGAUGAGCCAGAACAGUGGCAGGGGCCCGAGCCCCAGUCCGAGCAGCUACCAGUCUAACAGCAUGCGAAGUCAGUACAGCCAAUCGCCCACUCCCCGUCGUACUCAAGAUCCACCCUACUCUCCAAACGAUUUUGCUCGGAGGGCAUCGCCCGCUAUGAGUCACCGUGCUGUAUCCCCACAGCCUCAGUUCAGGCAGCAAGCUCGUCCUUCUAGUUCCGGUGGCAUGGAGCUGCAGUUAUCUGGAAGCCACGAUAUGUACGGUUCCAGCAGUCCCGGCGGAUAUGCCAGCUCGGCUCGGGGAAGCAGUCGCCCCUCGUCGACUUACGGUGACGGUCCGCCUAUUGGCCGAUCCCGGAGCCGUACUAUGGCUGUUGCAGAACCUGGACGCAAAUUCAGCCGUGAUGGCCGUCCGAUCUUGCACUUUGCUCGUGCUAUGUACACCUACAAUGCUGCCAUCCCUGAAGAGCUCAGCUUUGGCAAGGGCGAUGUCCUUGCCGUUAUCCGCCUGCAGGAUGACGGGUGGUGGGAAGCCGAGGUCACCAAUGCCCGUGGCCACCCUGGUCUCGUUCCAAGCAACUAUCUGCAAAUCAUCUAA
Molecule: messenger RNA, 3084 nt
Organism: Penicillium robsamsonii
Lineage: Eukaryota; Fungi; Ascomycota; Eurotiomycetes; Eurotiales; Aspergillaceae
Product: formin-binding protein HOF1
Exons: 6
Coding region: 1-3084 (1027 amino acids)
Biological process (GO): cytoskeleton organization
Cellular component (GO): cytoplasmic side of plasma membrane; plasma membrane; mitotic actomyosin contractile ring, proximal layer
Molecular function (GO): protein binding; phospholipid binding
Source: RefSeq, a predicted model, not a curated record